Messenger RNA from Pelobates fuscus (common spadefoot toad), 1244 nucleotides. Its product is annotated as RIB43A-like with coiled-coils protein 2. The transcript has 8 exons. Lineage: Eukaryota; Metazoa; Chordata; Amphibia; Anura; Pelobatidae. The record is from RefSeq and is a predicted model, not a curated record. Bases 44 to 1183 code for a protein of 379 amino acids.
AGACACGGGAGUGUUGCUAAGACUGGGAUACUAACUAGCAGACAUGUAUAAGCUGGACUUGCCACUAGAUCCGAAGGAAGUUUCGGCCAUUGAACGGAGGAGAAACAAAGAGCAACAAAGGCAAAGUCGCAUCUUCAAUGCCAAAGUUAGGACCAUUGGGGUUGACUUGCCUGCGCUAGAAAAACAAGUAGAAGAAAGAAAGACAAAUGAAAGCACUGAAAAAGCACGGGAUGAGGCAUUUGAUGCUGAUAGGGUGCAGUAUGAUAAAAUUGCUCAAAUGCUGGAACAGAAGGAGCAGGAGGUAGCCCGGAACCUGGACCAAGCUGUACAGGAAUUCAGGGAGAAAUAUCAGCAGCCUGAGACCCGCAGGGAGUUUGACAUCUACGAUCCUGAAGGCCUGAAGAAGGAUCGUCCGGCACGUGUAUGUGAUGAUGACCCCAGAUGUGGGCCUGCCAGCCUGCAGAAAUUUGCCGGAGAAGAUCUGAGCGAGAAGGAACGAAAGAAAUUGCAGGUGGAGAUGACUAAAAAAUAUCUCUCUGAGCAGAAGGCGGAGAGACAGAGAGAACAAGCACAAAAGAAAUAUGCAGAUAAUUUAGAUGAUAAGAAGAGGGUGGAACUGGACGAGAGAGCCCAGUACCUGAGCUUGAUGGAAGAAGAAUGCAGAAAAGCUAUUGACAUGGCCACUACAAAUUUCAACCAAGCCCUGGCAUUGGAAGCAGAAGAACGCAAGAAAUUGCAGAAGCAGCAGGAGCAGAACAAUAAUUUUGCCGAGAUUUACAAUAACCUGACUGGAGACAUUUUGACAGAAGACUCAGCUGUAGCUAUCAGUUGCCUUAGUCCACAGCGUGUACUACCUGAUCGUUGGAAGGGGAUGACCCCUGAGCAGCUCAGAGUUAUCUGGGAUACACAGGAGAAGCAACGUCAAGAAAAGCAGAGGCUGAUUGAGGAAGAAAAGCAACGGGAUUCAGAGUGGGACAAGCAGAGGAUGCUGGCCGCACGAGCUGCUAUGACAAUGGAGCAACAGGAAGAAGAACUCAACAAAAAUAUGAGAAAGAGACUGGACUCGUACAACCAGCAGCUUAGCAGAGAGCAACAAGCACACUUGCGGUAUCUUGAGAAAGAUGUGUAUACCAACAACCCGACUGCCCAUUAUCACACUCAGUUCAACACAACCAGCCGCUGAAAGGAUUACCUUGCUUCUUCCUGGGUCCCUUUAUCAUCUUAAUAUCCAUAACGAGAUCUAU